AUGGGAGCUUUCUCAGUUGCCGGGCUGGGUGGAGGUGGAGUAAUUAUUCCCUUCUCUAUGAUCUUCUUUGAUUUCAAUACUAAAGAUGCAAUAGCAAUAAGCAACUUCGGUAUCUUCACUGGUGCGAUUUCUAGGUAUAUCUACAGCUUAGAUAAAAAGCACCCUGAGAAAGAAAAUGCCGUCAUUAUUGAUUACAAUUUAGCUAUUCUAAUGCUCCCAACAGUAAUGAUGGGAUCACUAAUUGGUGUUUAUUUUAACAUCAUGCUGCCAUCUAUUUUGCUAUCGGGUAUAUUAACAAUUCUUCAGUUGUUUAUAGGAUUUCAAAGUCUUAUGAAGGGUAGAGAGAUGUAUAAAAAAGAGACUUUAAAGUUCCAGCAAUAAAGAUUGAUUUAAUAGAAAAAUCAAUCCACUGAAUAGGAAACAUUACAGCCAUUGAAUCGAAAUGAAUAAUAAAGUCCUAAUAAAAUUGAAAAUACAAAUACAAACUAUGACAAGAAAGUCUUAAACUUUGAGAUUGAAUAACAAGUUGACUAUCCAAUGAUAGAUCGUGAUUAAAAAGACAGCAAAGUUUCGCAAUUGGAAUUGAGGAAACUAGAAAAAAUUCUAGCAAGUGAAAAGACUAAUUUCUAAUGGGAGAAACAUAUUCUUUGCUUUAUGAUAUUUAUUUUGGUUCUCUGUACAAAUCUAUUAAGAGGAAACAAAAAUGUUCCUUCUAUUGUUGGAGUUGAAAGAUGUGGGCCUAUCGACUUCAUUAUUUUACUUUCUUUCUUCAUUGUGUGUGGCUUAAUCACAGUAUGUGCCUUAAAAAUUGUGAGAUUCCAAUAAAUCCUGAAAAUCAAGUACAACAUUCCAAUUCAUGAGAGUGAAAUAUAGUUUUCUCAAAUCAAUACUUUUAAGAUUAUUUUGAUUUCUUUCAUAGGAGGUUGGGUUUCAGGAGCCUUAGGAAUUGGUGGUGGUGGCAUAAUUAAUCCAGUCUUGAUUAGUCUUGGAACUCCACCAUCUGUGGCAACAUCUACUAGCAUGUAUAUGAUUAUAUUUUCAUCAGCUGGUUCAACAGCAACUUAUCUUAUUAAUGGUUACAUAAACUUGCCAUAUGCUCUUUGGGUUGGCAUCCUAGGUUCUAUUGGGGCCGCGGGUGGUCUUGCUCUAUUUGAUAAAUUUACGAAGAAAUAUAAUAGACAAUCCUUAAUAGUCUUUGUUUUAUGUGGAGUUAUGAUUUUAACUGCUUUUAUUGUUCCAAUAUUCAGUGGGCUUGAAAUAUAUUAAAAACUAUAAAGAGGUGAAAGUAUAUUUAUAUUCAAGUCACUUUGUUAUUGA
Messenger RNA from Stylonychia lemnae, 1317 nucleotides. The record is from the annotation of a GenBank genome assembly. Lineage: Eukaryota; Ciliophora; Spirotrichea; Sporadotrichida; Oxytrichidae.